GGUUAAUACACAGCAGUGUUUGAUAGUUCCCGCUACUCUCUUCCGAGUUUAACUGCCGCAAAUUGGUCGUGUAAAACACGCGGUCUGCGUCGUCCCACACGAAGAAGUCCGCACCCAAACAAAAGAAUCACCAUGGCGUUGAAAGAGACUGCGGGGCUGUAUGAGACACUCAAAGCCGAAUGGAACAAGAAAAACCCAAAUCUGAGUAAAUGUGGAGAAAUUCUGAGCAAACUGAAGGUUUCAUUACUGGAGCUGAACUUUUUACCAACCAGUGGGUCCGCGCUCACCAAGCAGCAGCUCAUUUUAGCUCGUGAUGUUCUUGAAAUUGGAGCCUUGUGGAGCAUCCUCAAGAAGGACAUCCCAUCCUUUGAGAGAUACAUGGCCCAGCUAAAAUGUUACUACUUUGAUUACAAGGAAGAGCUGCCUGAAGCUGCCUACAUGCACCAGUUACUUGGUCUGAACCUGCUCUUCCUGCUCUCACAAAACCGUGUGUCUGAGUUUCACACAGAACUAGAGAGACUGAGUGCACGAGAUAUUCAGACCAACGUAUACAUCAGACACCCAGUGUCCUUAGAGCAGUACUUGAUGGAGGGAAGCUACAACAAGGUAUUUCUUGCCAAAGGCAACAUCCCUGCUGAGAGCUACACCUUUUUUAUAGAUAUUCUGCUUGACACAAUUCGUGAUGAGAUCGCAGGUUGCAUAGAGAAAGCAUAUGAGCAGAUCCAGUUCAGUGAAGCCACCCGCGUGCUUUUCUUCAGCUCCCCAAAGAAGAUGACAGAGUAUGCCAAGAAGAGGGGAUGGAGUUUGAGCCCAGAUGGUUAUUACUCCUUCACCAGUCAGCAGCAGCGGACAGAAGAAGUGACCAUCCCCUCGACGGAGCUGGCACAACAGGUCAUCGAAUAUGCACGACAGCUGGAAAUGAUUGUGUAAUCCGCCCCCAGGAACACACUCAGCCAUGUACAGACACACUCAACACGCCGUUGGUCCAGUAUACAUCCAGUCAACUCAAAUGCAUUUCCCUGAGGAAUAUGAAUUCAUCGAUUGCUUGGGUGUUUGAUUUGAUUCCCAUACAUAAGAAAGAAAUCAGUCAACGUUUAUUUUUCUUGUAUUCUCAAAUCUGUCUGCGGGUCUUCCUCUUUGGCAGUUUGCUUUUCAUUUUAUAACAGGGGGAACAAAAUGAAAAGAAUAAGAGGAGAUCAGUCGGUUCAGCACAUGCUACACAUUUACCUUUAUUGAAAAUAUUUUAGGGUUUCUAAGUGUUACAGUUAAUUAUUUUAUACAAGAUACCAUUUUUCAACAUUAGAAUUUUAUGCAGUUCCCAGCUGGUGACUGAAAGACAAUAACAUCCGGUCCAGCCACUACAGUGAAAGCCCUUGUGUCUCAGCUCUUUCAUAACUACAGGAAAAGUUAAUUACAAUCACCACCCUGUGACUUUGCAUUUCAGUGUCACAUAAAACUAUAAACACAAAACAUUUUUCCCCACAAAUUCAAGCAAACUCUUUUUGUAUACAAAGUUCAUUUUCCCGUUAGUAGCGCUCACGGAAAUGUAUUGCCCUUGCCUUGUAUCCUAGCAACUGAGAGAAUUGCCAUUGAAGUUUGUGAGUGUUUUCUAAAUGGUAAUGCCUCUUCCUCCCUAGAUGGUUUGUAAUCCGGUUGAUCUCAUGUUGCAAAUCUUUGUCUGCAAUAAAUGACUCGGAAAAUAAACUUUUUGAACAAC
Molecule: messenger RNA, 1717 nt
Organism: Scatophagus argus
Lineage: Eukaryota; Metazoa; Chordata; Actinopteri; Scatophagidae
Gene: psmd8
Product: proteasome 26S subunit, non-ATPase 8
Exons: 8
Coding region: 133-930 (265 amino acids)
Biological process (GO): proteasome-mediated ubiquitin-dependent protein catabolic process
Cellular component (GO): cytosol; proteasome regulatory particle, lid subcomplex; proteasome regulatory particle
Source: RefSeq, a predicted model, not a curated record